This is a messenger RNA of Musa acuminata subsp. malaccensis (wild Malaysian banana), 693 nucleotides long. Lineage: Eukaryota; Viridiplantae; Streptophyta; Magnoliopsida; Zingiberales; Musaceae. The record is from RefSeq and is a predicted model, not a curated record.
UCUUUGUGUCUUUGGUUUGCGGACCGCUGAGAUAUGUAUCCUCGCAUAAAUGUAGAUUCUUCUGCACCGAAUCCUCAACACACACACCCUCUUUCCGGAUUUCUUUCCCCUUCUCCGUAAGCUCGAAUUGGAGUUUCCAACUUCUGCAAGUAAUUGGCCGUUGUGCCAAGUGGUUGUCUCCGUCCAGGAUUUCUCCUGUUCUUUGCACUGCUUGGUGGGCGAGAAGGGAGCAAUGGAAGGAGGAGAGACGUUCCCAGUCUUGGGAAAUGGCAGCCAAGGGGACUACAAGGUGAUGCAGACCUUCCACAAGAGCUUUGGGCAAGUGCAGAGCCGGUUGGACCAGAACAGGAAACUGAUCAACGAGAUCAACCAGAACCAGGCGUCGAGGAUCCCCGGACGCCUCAACCGCAACGUCCGCCUCAUCGGGGAGCUCAACAGCAAUAUCCGCCGAGUCGUCGACGUGGACGUCGAGCUCCCCCUCUCCUUCACCGGGUCUAUGGAGGCAUCACCUGAAGCUGAAGCUGCUUCCCAAGGGAAGCCUGGUUACGAGAGAGUCAUAAUAUAUCGAACACAAUUUCUACGUCGGUUGAUAUAUCUGCUAAGAUCGACAGACCAAAUCUCUUAUUGCAUUCCUAGAUUAGGACAGAAAUUUACAACACGAUGUGUAAGGCAAUAAUUAACAGAAAUUUAAAU